UUCUCGGCAACUGAACUCCAGAAGGCAGUGCAGGGCGGGCGAAGAUGCAGUACAAGAACCUCGGCCGCUCUGGUCUAAGGGUGAGCCAGCUCUCUUACGGAGCCUGGGUGAGUUUCGGUAACCAACUCGAUGUGAAGGAAGCCAAGUCGCUCCUCCAGUGCUGCCGUGACCAUGGCGUCAAUUUCUUCGACAACGCUGAGGUCUACGCCAACGGCCGUGCCGAGGAGAUCAUGGGUCAGGCCAUCCGAGAGCUCGGAUGGAAGCGAUCCGAUAUUGUUGUGUCUACCAAGAUCUUCUGGGGCGGUCCUGGCCCUAACGAUAAGGGUUUGUCUCGGAAGCACAUCAUUGAGGGCACCAAGGCUUCUUUGAAGCGGCUUGACAUGGAGUACGUGGAUGUCAUUUACUGCCACCGGCCUGAUACUUCGACGCCCAUCGAAGAGACUGUGAGGGCCAUGAAUUAUGUGAUCGAUCAUGGGUGGGCUUUCUACUGGGGGACUAGUGAGUGGACGGCGCAGCAGAUCACUGAGGCCUGGUCGGUUGCUCAAAGGUUGGAUCUUAUCGGCCCUAUUGUCGAGCAGCCGGAGUAUAACCUCCUGUCUCGUCACAAGGUUGAAUCUGAGUACCUACCUCUUUACACCAACUAUGGUAUAGGUCUCACUACAUGGAGUCCCCUAGCAUCAGGAGUGCUUACUGGAAAAUAUAACAAAGGAGUAAUUCCACCAGAGAGUCGGUUUGCCUUAGAUAAUUACAAGAAUCUUGCCAGCAGAUCACUGGUUGACGAUGUGCUGAAAAGGGUUAAUGGAUUGAAACCCAUUGCGGAUGAGCUGGGCGUUCCUUUGGCUCAAUUGGCAAUUGCUUGGUGUGCAGCAAAUCCUAAUGUCUCUUCUGUUAUUACUGGUGCUACAAAGGAGUAUCAAAUUCAAGAGAAUAUGAAAGCUAUUGAUGUCAUUCCAAAGCUUACUCCAGAAGUGAUGGAGAAGAUUGAGGCAGUUGUCCAAAGCAAGCCAAAGCGACUGGAGUCGUACAGGUAAUACAGG
This is a messenger RNA of Telopea speciosissima, 1037 nucleotides long. RefSeq names its product probable voltage-gated potassium channel subunit beta. The record is from RefSeq and is a predicted model, not a curated record. Bases 45 to 1031 code for a protein of 328 amino acids. The transcript has 4 exons. Lineage: Eukaryota; Viridiplantae; Streptophyta; Magnoliopsida; Proteales; Proteaceae.